UGUGAGGCGAAGAAGUGAUACGACGAAUACAGCAAUAUAAGAAAUUGUACCAGAUAAUAUAAGAAAGAAGAAUUGUUUAUACAGUUAUACCGAGGUGGAAAAAUAAAUUUGAAGAUAUCAUGCAGAAAAGCUAAGGAUAGUGGCGCCAGUUCAAUAUUUCUAUAAAGGAUUGGACAUGAUUUCAGACAACAGUGAAGGUGCUAAGUAACAGACAUGGGAUGACGAUGAGAAUUAAUAUACAAAAUGUUGGUCACCGAGAGGUUGUGUCACUGCACCUGCCUCUUAUCAUCGGAGAGAUUGAGUCAACAACACCACCCUGUCAGACUCAUCUGGAGGUUUGGAAUGCUUCAUGGCCGCAGUACUCAAAAAUACACUGGCCAGUUAUUGACAGAACAUUUAAAGCUCUUGUAAGACUGGGAAUUGGAGAAAAUGUAAUACAUUUAAAAUUUGAAAAUGAGUUAUCAACAAUACAUCUCAUCCGCGAGAUGCCAAGUUUUGUCCAUUUUGUCCGUCCAGUGUACAUUGUAUGUUCAGACAACGACGGCUAUUUUCAGGCCCCGGCAGAUGAGGACUGUUCUCCUAACAGUGCUCAGGAAAGAAUAAAACUGGCAGCCAUGUUGAUUCAGACAUUCACUGCGGAGAAGAUGAGAGAACAUGGGUUUGGGAGACAGAAUUUUCAGCUUGAACUAGAUGAGUGCGGAGAACCUCUCUGCCACAUUUUUCAAAGUAAACUAACAUUGGAUGAAGCCCACAGUAAGACAGGAAAUGAAUUAUGGACCUUCUUUGCAAAAGAACUAAUGAACUCUGACUUCGGCAAGAAAGAAACCUGCAAGUGGUUUUGUUUUAUGUCUUUCACGAGGUAUUUUCCACCUGAAGGCAAAAUGCCAAAAACUCAUGGCGAGGUUUUGAGCCAUACACGCGGCCAUACAGCAUUAGGAGGUGGUGGUCUAGCCCUUUUUGGAACAGGUAAUCUGCACACCUGGGCUCCCUCGUUAGAACAGGUAUAUGCCUACUUCACAAACAACAAGAAGAUUGAUCGCAGGGAACUCAUGGAUGACAGUGCUUACAGAGAAUAUUAUUGGGCCAACUAUGCAACAGGUCUUGGUGCUUCUCUUCACGAACUUGGUCACACUUUUGACCUGGCACAUACACCAACGGGUAUAAUGGCAAGAGGAUUUGAUGACAUCUAUAAAGUUUUCACAAUACGUAAGUCACGGACCCGGGAUCGCAGCAAGACCCGGCACCACUACCGCAGUGGAAGUCGUGACAGCAACAUCUCACGGACAUCGUCCACAAGCAGUGUAGAGAGCGUGACAGGAAGUAGUAAUCAAUCCGCAGAAGAAAGUUCGGACCAAGGUCAAGGGUCGGGCCAGCUGUCAGGCAAAGAAAAGUCUAAAACUCAGGGUCAAUUGCACCAACAAAGCCAAAUACAUCAACGACCAACGCAACUGAAUAAAAAUAAGGAUGUAUGUUUUGGAAGUCCUCUAAGGAAGACAAACCAUACCAACAACUAUAUAGCACCUCCACCUGUUGUCGUCAGAAUGGAGAAGGGGUUUACACCGGUCAAGUCCCCAUCAACACUCACCUUUAGUGUCAAAAACUAUGAUGGGACACAGCAACACAAGGUCGUUGCCCAUGACGACGGAAUAGAAACAGUGACAGACAUGCUACUAGGAACAGACGGCCGUCUGCUGGCUAAGUCUACAACCAGAGAGCGUACAUCAUCGUGUUCCUCCGUCAGUUCUACCUCUUCUCUCCAUUCUCCGUUUGCGACAACUCCUUCCAACCUCCCAAACUCACCUGAAGAGCCUCUAGUCUUCCCAGAAGUUACAUUCAAAGAUGGCGGUGCCCACUGGUACCGAUCCUCUGCUGUGCUUCUCUUUUUCCACAAAUGGUUCAACAAGGCCAACCUGAAAGAUCCUAAAAGGCAGCCAAUAAUAUCAGGGUCAAAGGUCAUGGCCGUAGGAGGAAUCCGCCUUGUGGAGUUGCGUAGUGACCCUGAGGGCAUUGUAUUUUUCCAUUGGGAAUUCCUUCGGGAAACUCCACCCACAAACUUUGUCCUGAAGCUGUCUGCAGUACGGAACCUCCCUGCAGGAGCAGAAGUGGUCACAGUACUCGCUGAAGACAGCUAUGGCAACAUUACUCGACGUAAAGUACGAUUAGAUGAUUUCCAGAAGUAGCUGCGUCCAAUGUAUGGAUGGCAAACGGCUUGGUGGCCACGCCCACAGGGUAAUGGAAUUAUGUGGUUUGUAAUUAGGUUUGUUUAUAUAUAAAUAUUGUAUGUAUUAAAUCAUAUUGCAACUGACUUCAUUAUCUAGUCACCUUUAAUAGAAGUAAAUGAGAAAGUAUGUUUUAGUUAAUGAUUAGUCCUGUAGCAAGUCAUAAUAUUAACUUCCAUUCAUUACUCUUGUUGGUCCGGUAUGUAAGUGAUUGAUGGAAAAACUAGUAUACCAAAGGCAGACAUAUACCAGUAAGUAAGGUUGUAAUAGUGACCUCCUCUUUUCUCUUCUGAUCACGGGGUUGAACCCCAGUUACCUCGGUAAAACGUGGUUAUGCUCCACUAUUCUAAGUGACCACCCUAUUUAUCUAAAAUUAAUUAAUGAAAAUCUACUUAAAAUUGAAUCAUUUUUCUUGGUCAAGAUAUCUGAUACAACACCAUUCCAAUGUAUUACGAUAUUGUAUAUAUUAAAUAUAGUGUCUGGGGUCCAAACUCAAACAUGUGUUGUCAGGUUCCUUAUUGUCAUUCUGAAGUUUUGUCAUCAACCAUUUUAAUUUAUUUUAGAAGACUCUACGGCGAAACAGUUCGAAACGUAGAAAAACAUAUUUACUUAAACCACCUAUAGAAAUGAUCAUAGUAUUUUUCAAUGAUUUCUCACUUGUUUGUUAGUGACGAAUUGUUAACAAUUGAUAAUCAUUGUUAAAAAACAAAAGUUCGAGGACAUUGUCAAGGGCUAUCAGGUUCAUAUGUUAGAAUUUUUUAAUAAUGACAAAGGUCAAUAGUUCAUGGCCAGUGUCAAUGGUCAAUAGUUCUAGCAAGAUCAGAUGCACCUGCCCGGUGACAAAAGUGAUAGAGGUUUCAAGUUUAAAUCAAUUUCAAAGGUCAUAAGUUCAUGACCUUUGACAUGAGUAAGAAGAUUCUGAACAUUGAUAAACAUCAAAAAGUUUGUAGGCAACAUCAAAGGGUAGUACCAGCUGACCAAUGACAAAGGUGACAGAUUUAGAGGUUACAAGGUCAAGACCAAUGUCAAAGGUCAUAAGUUCAUGGCCAGUAUCAAAGGUCACCAGAUAAUGAGCUCAGUUGCAAUGUUUGAUAUCGGUGUAAACAGAACAUUUUGGGUAACAAACAUAUUAAUGGUGUUUUACAGAAUAUGAUAGUUUUUAUUCUAUUAAUGAACAUUUAGAAAUGAUUUAUUUUUAAUAAAUGAAAGUGUUGUUUUUUCAUUAUGUCAGAAAUUUUGUAACUGUAUAAAAGUAUAUUUUAAUUUUUGUGACUAUUUUUGGUACUGUCCAGAUUGAAAUAAACAUCUAUGCCUUAGGAUUUCCUAUUCUCUAUCCUUAUCCACCUAUAAGAUUCUGUCCUCAAGUUGAAAUUUUUUACGAUAAAAAUCAGGAACAAAUUGCAAAUUUCAAAUGCUAAUUUGAAACUGCCUUUAAUUGACUUAAUUCCAUCAUAAAAUGUUGUCUCUCUAUAUUGUGUCAUAGUUUUCCAUCUGCAUUUCAGCAUCAAAUCUUUUGCUACAUACAUUCAACGCCUGAAUAUUUAUGCAAAAAAAAAAGCAAAAAAAAAAAAUAA
This is a messenger RNA of Pecten maximus, 3793 nucleotides long. RefSeq lists its product as uncharacterized. The transcript is spliced from 8 exons. NCBI's taxonomy places the organism in Eukaryota, Metazoa, Mollusca, Bivalvia, Pectinida, Pectinidae. Bases 219 to 2180 code for a protein of 653 amino acids. The record is from RefSeq and is a predicted model, not a curated record.